Messenger RNA from Plectropomus leopardus (leopard coralgrouper), 2583 nucleotides. It is a transcript of the gene wbp4, whose product is annotated as WW domain binding protein 4. Gene Ontology annotation, molecular function: RNA binding; zinc ion binding; protein binding. Lineage: Eukaryota; Metazoa; Chordata; Actinopteri; Perciformes; Serranidae. The record is from RefSeq and is a predicted model, not a curated record. Gene Ontology annotation, biological process: mRNA splicing, via spliceosome. Gene Ontology annotation, cellular component: precatalytic spliceosome; nucleus.
AAUGGACAGUGUUGUCAUUCUGGAAAUGUGGGAAACGGUUGCCUUUUUUUCCCGGUUCAUUUUUAAUUCUUUUUUCGUAUUUUAACCACCGAGAAUUAAAAUGGCGGAUUACUGGAAGUCACAGCCAAGGAAGUUCUGUCAGUACUGCAAGUGCUGGAUUGCGGACAAUAAGCCUAGCAUUGAGUUUCACGAGAGAGGAAAGAACCACAAAGAAAAUGUGGCUGCAAAAAUCUCUGAGAUUAAAAAGAAGAGCAUUGACAAGGCGAAGCAGGAGGAACGUAUGUCGAAGGAGUUUGCGGCGAUGGAGGACGCAGCGAUGAAGGCGUAUCAGGAAGAUCUGAAGAGAAUGGAAAGAGAAGCAGCAGGUUUACCAGUUGAAACAACAACAACACAGCCACGACCACAACCACAGGUACAACCGCAGCCCAAAAAACACCAAAAGAAAGAGAAAGUACCCAAGAUGCCCAGAGAGCAAAAAGAAGCACAAACACAAGUGCAAGUUUGGGUCGAAGGACAGACAGAGGAUGGACACACGUACUACUACAACACAAAGACUGGAGAAUCUCGGUGGGAAAAACCAGGCGGUUUCCAGGGAGGAAACUCGGCCUGUGCACAGCCUGGAGUCCCUGGACUGACUGAGAGCUCUUCAGGCUGUCCUUGGAUGGAAGCCGUCAGUCCUGAAGGUUAUACGUAUUACUACAACUCAGUGACCGGAGAGACCAGCUGGGAGAAGCCAGCAGGCUUCCCUCAGAGUGAAGCGUCUGGAUCUGGAGCAAACGAAGAGGAGGAGAGUCGGGAGGAGCCCUCAGCCUCUCAGCCAGAGCCGCCUGCAGGAGGAGAGGAGGGCUCCAGCGAGGCCCCGGCAGCAUCUCAGGAGGCUGAAGUCCCCGAACAAGCCAGCCAGCAGCCCAAAGUCCCAAAGAUCAGCUUCAGGAAAAGGAAAGCAGAAGCUGAGCCCUCAGAAAAGGAGGGAGAAGACAAAGUGAGUGAUGACGCUCCUGAAGAGGAGGCUGAGGAGGUGAAAAAAGAGGAAGAAGUCCACAGCACGACAGCUGAACCCGAGGAGAAGAAAGAGACGGCGGCACCAGUGACGACACAAGCCAAAAGGCCCAAAACUGUCAAUCCGUAUGGGGUCUGGGAGCAGAUCCAAGAAGAGGAGGAUCCUUACGCCAAGGUGGACUUACAGCUGCCGCAAGUGGAGGGAAGCACCGCCAGCGCUCCGGCCGACCUGCCGCCAGAGCCAAAACCGAAGUUCAAGGAGCGCAUCAUCACGUCCCUCGGAGAGGAAGGCGGACCUGCUUCCUUCAGGAAAAAGACACAGAACGGCAAAUCCAGGAGCCUGCGACAGAGAGACAACGACGACUGACCCAGUCACACAAAAGCAGAGGACGUUUACACAAAUCAAACUCUUUCCAGGAACUGUUUCAACAUUUUGAUGCACCAUUUUGAUUUCUGAAGCAUAUUAAGUGUAUAAGGAGUGUUUGUUGUUUGUUUGGGUUGGUUUUUUUUUACAUAAGAUCCACAAAUAUCUUUCUUUAAUAUCAUUUUCGGGGCACAUUGGCCUGAUAAACUUGAAGACAAACUAAAGAUUCUGUUUCUUUUAAAGUCCUACAAAUGUCUACCAUUGGACUCAAUCAAUGUUGUUUUCUUUUUAUAAAGGUCUGUUAUAAUUAAAGGUGAACUUUGGUAUUUUUCAACUCAGACCCUAUUUUUUUCUAUAUUUUGGUUUCCAAGAGACUCAUGGGAGAAGCCAAACAGGCUGCGACGUAACCAUUCAGUGCAUGUUCGCACUGUCAGUUUACGUCACUAAAAGUGCUUUUUUGCCACUGAAAGGCUCAGACUGUUGUUUUUAUUGUCUGACAGUGUUAAUGAAAUAUCCCUACAGAGAUACACCUUUAUAUUUAAGAGUAAAAUCAUUUUUGUUUAACCAGAAACAGCCCCGAAAUUACUGUCAGUAAAUGUGCCAGUAGCAAGUAAUUUUAGCGUGUAUAUAGACAUAAUAUUUUUACAUCUUACUGGAUGAAUUAUGGAUUUAUUUCAACCAAACCAGAGUUGGUGAUAGUUAAACAGUGAAAAGGCAAACCGAGAUGUUUUUUGUAACCUUAAUUUUUUUCCUGUCAAUGACAAAAUCAAGGUUAAUGUUAAGAAAGCCAGGUGGAUUUGAAAAUAGCAAUGUCGGGGCUGUUUCAGGUCAAAGAAAAAGGAUUUUAGUAUUCAACAAAAAGGUUCAUCUCUGUACGUUCCUUUCCAUAAUGUUGUCAGACACUUUGAAUAGUAAUCUGAGCCUGUCGGUGGCAAAAACAAGCACUUUUAGUCGACGUAAAUUGAUGCUGCAUAUUCCCCCGAGUGCUUACAUUGCAGCCUGUUGCACUGUUGUCUCACUGAAUACAAGACCAAGUUUAAAAAAUGUCUCCAUUAGUAUUAUUUUUUUUAACCAUUGUGAUGAAAAGCCAGCAAGGCGUAAUUGUGGAAAAAUCAUUGCUGUAUCUGAAUGUCACAUGUUCAUAAAGCAGUAUGGAGGGCAGUGAUUACAGGUGCCACAAUGAGAUUUCAAUAAAUGGACUUUGUCAGCAAUAUGAUUCA